AUUGGGGGGGGGGGGCAAGAGACAGCGAACCAUGUUUGCUGAUCUUUGUUAUGAAAGUUUGGCGGAUCCAGAGAAGUCCUGGCUUGUGCCCAAUGUGUGGGAUUGGGAGGAGUGUUGGUGUAAGGCUUGUGCGCUGGGGGGACACUGAUUGGGGGGACUUUUCGAAGUGCAGUCCUUUCCUUGUCUACCGAGAAGUAAGUCGCCAGUGGAUUCAAAACGGAUUAUUCCCCGUUGCGUGCGUGUAGGAGUGUGAGCUCAUUUUGGUGUCGUAUUUUUCUAAAGAUGAGAUGCGACUGGUUGAAAUCGAAUCCACGAAUUCUUACUGGAGAGAAGUGGUCCUCUUUUAUUCAGUGGUGAUGAUGUGGCACUUUGUACAUGCUCGGGAGACACUUUAACUAUGAUUUCCCAGCUUUGGGCUGGGUGUGCCUAGAUAGCAGGAUUGAAAAGGGAUCCUGGAUGGCCUUCGCUUUAAGGAAGCUCUCUGGGCUGACAUGGGCUGAAGUUACCCAGGGGCUGCCCUGCCGAAGAGGAGUGUAGUGUCACUGAUGAUUUUGCCGCAAUGUAAGCCGCGAAAGAAAGGCCCCUGGAAACCCGAGUUAUUCACUCAUCUGGACCAGAAACUACAGCAAGGCUGCCGCCGGCAUUCACACGCCCAACGCUUCUUCUGGUGCUUCCUGGAGCUUGGGAGCACUCCGGUUGCCAUGUCCUACCCCCAGUUCGGAUACCCUUACUCAUCCGCACCCCAGUUCCUGAUGACCACCAACUCCUUGACAACUUGCUGUGAGACCAGCGGCAGGUCCUUAGCGGACUCAGGAGCAGCACCCUCCACUCAGACCCCUGUCUACUGUCCGGUGUAUGAGAGCAGGCUGCUGGCCACAGCCAGGCAUGAACUUAACUCAGCAGCUGCCCUAGGAGUCUACGGGAAUCCCUACACAAACACCCAAGGCUAUGGCAACUACGUCACCUACGGGACGGAGGCAUCAGCCUUCUAUUCCUUGAAUAGCUUUGAUUCGAAGGAUGGGAGUGGAUCUGCGCAUGCGGGCAUUACCCAGGCGACUGCUUACUAUCCCUACGAUCACACGCUCAGUCAGUAUCAAUAUGACAGAUAUAGCACCAUGGAUGGAGGGACACGGAGGAAAAAUGCCACUCGGGAAACAACCAGCACACUGAAGGCCUGGCUGCAGGAGCACCGCAAGAAUCCCUAUCCAACUAAGGGCGAGAAGAUCAUGCUGGCCAUCAUCACCAAGAUGACCCUCACGCAGGUCUCCACCUGGUUUGCCAAUGCCCGUAGGAGGCUCAAGAAGGAGAACAAGAUGACAUGGCCCCCAAGGAACAAGUGUACUGACGAAAAAAGGCCCUACGAGGAGGACGAGGAGGGAGAGGGUCAAGGGGAGAACCUAAAGAACGAGAAAGUCGAGGAACACUCCGGCAAGGAGGACAAAGAGCUGGGCCUAAGCGACUUGGACGACUACGAUCCGCUGGAGUCGGAGAGCUCGGAGGGCGAGCUGAAGGCUCAAGCCUUCGGCCACGUGGAGAGCGAUGCGUGCGCCAACGAGCCAAGCAAGGAGCCUGCUCUGGUCACGGGCGCUGCCUCGCUGGAAAGCACCCUCGACAGGGCCAAGAGCUGCCUCAAGGAGCCUGCGUCGGGGCCAGACGGCUGCGAGGCGGCGGAGCUGCUGAACGCCAGGCAGAGGAGCUGCGAGGCCAAGCCGUGUUACCACCACCAGCAGCCGCAGCAGCAACCGCCGCCGCCGCCGCCUUCGCCGCUCCUGGAGGGCAGCGGUAAGCCGAGGAUCUGGUCGCUGGCGCACACGGCCACCUCGCUCAACCAGGCGGAAUACCCGUCGUGCAUGCUGAAGCGCCAGCAGGGGGCGGCGAGCGGCGUCGGGGCCGCGCAGGCCGUGAGCGUCCUCGAGAGGCCCCCGAAGGAUUCCCCCGUUACGAACCUCAGGAACUGGGUGGACGGCGUGUUCCACGACCCCCUCUUCAGGCACAGUACUUUGAACCAGGCCUUGAACAGCACCACAGUGUCUUGGGCGACCACCAAAGGCUCCAUCUUGGAGACGGGAGCUUUGGGGCGCUCCCUGGGGGGCGGAGCCGCCAUGCUCAAGGGGCAGCUGGCCGGCCUGGCUGGGCCCCAGGACUCCGGCAAAGACUUCCUGGCUUUUCCCAAAGCGGGCAGCAAGAUGUUCUGCUCCUAACGACCAAGCCCCGUCCCGUCCGCCUCCCUGGGUCAGGGUGGGAAAAAGGCAAGGUGGAGAAAGACUCAGGCCUGGCGAGCCGCUGAGGCGGGGUGGGCCUGGUGGCUUGGUGGGGAAUCCGAAAGACUUGGAGAGAGCUUAGAUUUGGGCAGGAAACGUUUUUCAGGAGCGGAACAGAACGGGCUUUUUAAAAGUGCGGCUGCAGAUUUCAGGCGAGAAAAAGACUCCCUUCUCUGUUGCCUGGGAGUUUUUAUAACCUUCAGCAAUCGAGGUCUUCAUCACGGAUCUUUCCCUCCAGCGCACGCGCCGCCUUGAGAAUUUCCCGGGGCGAGUUUACAAGGCGCGAGGUUCGAAUCCGGCUUCUUCGAGGAGGGGAGGGGGCCGUUUGUCUCGUUCUUUUCUUUCCUUAUAAUUUGUGGCAUGCCGAUCGUAGUUACCAAAAAGACUUUCUUGGACUUUUUUUUCCCCUCUCUCUCCUCUUUUCAUUGUUAGCAUCUCAUCCACAAAGAUCGCACUUCUUUCACCGAGUUGAGACCCCAUUGCGCUCACGCACACGAGCACAGAAUUUUUGAACAUGACAAAUAAGCUAUGUCGAAAAGGUAUGUUCACCCCAAAUAAAUUGUCUGUCUCU
Messenger RNA from Python bivittatus (Burmese python), 2832 nucleotides. The record is from RefSeq and is a predicted model, not a curated record. Lineage: Eukaryota; Metazoa; Chordata; Lepidosauria; Squamata; Pythonidae.